GAGAGGCACAGGACCCACAGUGCCCUUCAGAAACCUUCACCAACAUUGUCUUGCCUUAUGUAUUGGGCAUAUAGGCACCAGGAGUUACAGAACUGAGAGACAAACAUUUUCCCAUUUCUCUCAAGGUUUUGCUUUUAAUGCCUUGGGAGGAUGGCAGAAGGUGCAGAUGGAGAGGAAGAGAUUCAGUUCCUGCGAACAGAUGAUCAGGUGGUGCUACAAUGCACUGCCUCCAUUCUUAAGGAACAGAUCAAGCUGUGUCUGUCAUGUGAAGGAUUUGGGAAUCGUCUGUGUUUCCUUGAGACCACCUCGAACGCUCAGAAUGUCCCUCCAGACCUUGCUAUCUGCUGCUUCAUUUUGGAGCAGUCCCUGUCUGUGCGGGCAUUACAGGAGAUGCUGUCCAACUCUUCUGUGGAUGAGGCUGUCGACUUGGACAAAUGGUCGUCACAAGGCGGGGGUCACCGAACCCUGCUGUAUGGACAUGCCAUCCUCCUGAAACACACUCACUCCAGCAUGUACUUGAGCUGUUUGACUACUUCACGCUCACUGACAGACAAAUUGGCUUUUGAUGUGGGCUUGCAGGAAGACUCCACAGGAGAGGCCUGCUGGUGGACCAUCCAUCCAGCCUCCAAGCAAAGGUCUGAAGGCGAGAAGGUCAGGGUGGGAGAUGACCUCAUUCUUGUCAGUGUUUCUUCAGAGCGAUACCUGCAUCUGUCCUACGCCAGUGGUGACUUGAUGGUAGAUGCCUCCUUCAUGCAAACACUGUGGACCAUGACCCCUGUGAUGUCUGGAUGUGAGCUAGCUGAAGGUUUUCUGACCGGAGGGUAUGUGCUCAGGCUGUUCCAUGGUCACAUGGACGAGUGUUUGGCAAUCCCAGGAGCUGACCAAGGGGACGACCAGCGCAGAGUUGCUCAUUAUGAAGGAGGGGCUGUAUGCAGUCAUGCUCGAUCCUUAUGGAGACUUGAACCACUACGUAUCGUUUGGAGCGGAGGUCACAUUAAAUGGGGCCAGUCUUUCCGGAUACGUCACAUAACAACAGGCAGAUACCUUUGUCUGGAUGAAGAGAAAGGACUGCUGUUGGUGGACCCUGAGAAGGCAAAUUCCAAGAUGUCAGCCUUCUGCUUCAGAAUUUCAAAGGAAAAAAUUGAAGUGACCCAGAAGCGAGAUGUGGAAGGCAUGGGCACACCUGAGAUUAAGUAUGGAGAGUCUAUGUGCUUUGUACAGCAUGUUUCAUCUGGCCUCUGGCUUACAUAUGCUGCUGUUGAUGCCAAAUCUGCCCGUCUGGGUCCUCUAAAGAGAAAGGCCAUACUCCAUAAAGAAGGUCACAUGGAUGAUGCACUCACAGUGGCUCGAUCUCAGACUGAAGAGUCCCAAGCUGCCAGAAUGAUUCACAGCACAACAGGCCUCUUCAACCAGUUCAUCAAAGGUCUAGAUGCUCUGAGUGGGAAAAACAAAUCUGCCAACCCCCCAUCUCUGCCUAUGGAUGCAGUGGUGCUGUCCCUGCAGGACCUCAUUUUCUACUUCCGACCCCCCGAAGAGGAGCUGGAGCAUGAGGACAAACAGUUCAAGCUUCGCUCCCUCAAGAACAGACAGAACCUCUUCCAGGAAGAGGGAAUGAUUACUCAUGUCCUGGACUGUGUUGAUCGGCUCAAUGUCUACAACACAGCAGCCCACUUCUCAGAAUAUGCUGGGGAAGAAGCUGCAGAGUCAUGGAAGGAGAUAGUAAAUUUACUGUAUGAAUUGCUAGCUUCUUUGAUCAGAGGUAAUCGUGCUAACUGUGCCCUGUUCUGUGAUAAUCUUGACUGGCUGGUCAGUAAAUUGGAUCGUUUGGAGGCAUCUUCAGGAAUCCUGGAGGUGUUGUAUUGUGUUCUGAUUGAGAGUCCAGAGGUGCUGAAUAUUAUCCAGGAGAAUCACAUCAAAUCAAUCAUCUCUCUGCUAGAUAAGCAUGGACGCAAUCAUAAGGUCUUGGAUGUGCUCUGUUCUCUCUGUGUGUGUAACGGGGUGGCUGUCAGGUCAAAUCAGAAUCUCAUCACAGAGAAUCUGCUUCCAGGUCGUGACCUCCUACUUCAAACCAACAUUAUCAAUUAUGUAACCAGCAUGAGACCCAACAUUUUCCUUGGAACUUGUGAAGGAUCCACUCAGUAUAAGAAGUGGUAUUUUGAGGUGAUGGUGGACCACGUGGAGCCAUUCCUUACAGCUCAGCCAUAUCACCUGCGUGUGGGUUGGGCUCUGACGGAGGGCUACAGUCCUUACCCUGGUGGAGGGGAAGGCUGGGGGGGCAACGGGGUCGGGGAUGACCUCUAUUCCUACGGUUUUGACGGACUUCACCUCUGGUCAGGACGUGUUCCGCGUCAUGUUGCCACACCCAAUCAGCACAUCCUGGCAGCAGACGAUGUAGUCAGCUGCUGUUUGGAUCUGAGCGUGCCCAGUAUUUCCUUCCGUAUCAAUGGGCAUCCUGUUCAGGGCAUGUUUGAGAACUUCAACCUGGAUGGCCUGUUCUUCCCUGUUGUCAGCUUCUCUGCAGGCGUUACGUUGCGAUUUCUUCUCGGAGGGCGUCAUGGGGAUUUCAAGUUCCUCCCACCUCCAGGCUAUGCUCCAUGCUAUGAAGCAGUGCUGCCCAGGGACCGUUUGCGGAUUGAGCCCAUCAAGGAGUAUAAGCAUGAUUUUGAUGGCAUCCGCAACCUGUUGGGUCCAACUCAGUCCCUCUCACAUACAGCCUUCACUCCUUGCCCUGUGGACACUAUACAGAUUGUACUUCCUCCUCAUUUGGAGCGCAUUCGAGAGAAGCUUGCAGAAAAUAGCCAUGAGUUAUGGGCUGUUACACGCAUUGAACAAGGGUGGACCUAUGGACCAUUUCGUGAUGACAACAAGAAGCUGCACCCCUGCCUAGUAGACUUUCAGAGUCUACCUGAACCAGAGAAGAACUACAAUUUAGCAAUGUCAGGAGAGACACUCAAGACUCUGCUGGCACUAGGCUGUCAUGUAGGAAUGGGAGAUGAGAAAGCAGAGGAGAAUCUGAAAAAGACCAAGCUCCCCAAAACUUACAUGCAGAGUAGCGGAUAUAAGCCAGCCCCUCUGGACCUCAACCACGUCAAGCUGACUCCUAAUCAGAACACUCUAGUGGAGAGACUGGCAGAAAACGGACACAAUGUGUGGGCAAGAGACCGGGUUCGCCAGGGCUGGACAUACAGUAUUGUGCAGGAUAUAAUGAACAAGCGCAAUCCCCGUCUGGUUCCUUACAACCUACUGGAUGAAAAGACUAAAAAGACCAACAGAGACACAGUUUGCGCAGCUGUACGCACUCUCAUCGGAUAUGGUUACAACAUAGAACCACCAGACCAGGAGUGCAGCGGGGAUGGACCAGGCAGCUCCCGUGGAGAUAAGAUCAGAGUGUUCAGGGCAGAGAAAUCGUAUGCUGUCACACAGGGAAAGUGGUACUUUGAGUUUGAGGCUGUGACAGUUGGGGAGAUGAGAGUGGGCUGGGCCAGGCCCAGUGUUCGCGCAGACACUGAACUUGGUGCAGAUGAGUUGGCAUAUGUCUUCAAUGGCUUCAAGGCCCAACGUUGGCAUGUGGGAAAUGAGCCAUUUGGUCGUCAGUGGCAGUCUGGUGAUGUGGUGGGUUGUAUGAUUGACCUCACAGAGAUGAACAUCAUGUUUACACUCAAUGGAGAAAUGUUGAUCAGUGACUCAGGCUCAGAGAUGGCCUUUAAGGAUAUCGAGAUAGGAGAGGGCUUCAUACCUGUGUGCAGUCUGGGCCUGUCCCAGGUCGGCAGAAUCAACUUGGGUCAGAACGUCAGCAGUCUUCGUUACUUUACUAUCUGUGGCCUGCAGGAGGGAUUUGAACCCUUUGCUAUCAACAUGAAAAGAGAUAUUACCAUGUGGUUCAGCAAGAGCCUUCCCCAGUUCAUCACUGCGCCUACUGAUCAUCCUCACAUUGAGGUGUCCCGUGUUGAUGGGACAGUGGAAAGUGCCCCUUGUCUAAAAGUGACCCACAAGACAUUCGGAUCUCAGAACGCCAACACAGAUCUGCUAUUCUUCAGACUUAGCAUGCCAGUUGAGUUUCAUGAGACCUUCAAAGUCCCAGCGGGGACCACCCUUCUUACUCGUACCAUGACCAUCCCUGAGGAUGAGGUGGUAGAGGUGGACCCAGACUCUGACUUUGAAAUACUCAAGAAGUCAGCUACUCGCAAAGAGCAGGAGGAGGACAAGAAAGAACCCUCUGUGCCUAAAGAGAUCCCUGCCAUUAAAAAUGGAGAGAAUGAGAAGGAUGCCUCAACUGAGAAAAGCAAGAAGAAAGGAUUCCUUUUCAAGGCUAAGAAGGCUGCAUUAAUAACUCCACCCCCAGUUGUUCCCACCAUGCCCCGCUUAGUUGAAGAUGUGGUGCCAGAUGACAGGGAUGACGUCGACAUCAUCCUCAAUACCACUACAUAUUAUUAUUCUGUGCGAGUCUUUGCGGGGCAGGAGCCCGGUGGUGUGUGGGUGGGCUGGAUCACACCUGACUAUCACCAGUAUGACCCCCAUUUUGACAUCAGCAAAGUGAGAAAUGUAACAGUCACUGUAGGUGAUGAUAAAGGCAAUAUUCAUGACAGUAUAAAGCGCAGUAACUGCUACAUGGUAUGGGGAGGGGAGUUCAGCAGCUCCCAGCAGACCCGAGUCAGUCAAGAGGAUUUUGUGAUUGGCUGUCUUAUUGAUUUGGACACAGGGCUCAUGACUUUCACUGCUAAUGGAAAAGAGAUCAAUACAUUUUACCAGGUGGAGCCCAACACAAAACUGUUCCCAGCUGUCUACGUCCUUCCUUCCAGUCAAAAUAUGAUUCAGUUCGAACUAGGCAAGCUCAAGAACAUUAUGCCCAUCUCAGCCGCCAUGUUCCGGAGUGAACGCAAGAACCCUGUCCCCCAGUGCCCCCCUAGACUGGAUGUCCAGAUGUUAACCCCAGUCAUCUGGAGCCGCAUGCCCAACCAUUUCUUGGCUCCAGAGACGGGCCGUGUUAGUGAGCGACUGGGCUGGAUAGUGCAGUGUCAGGAACCACUCACCAUGAUGGCCCUCCACAUCCCAGAGGAGAACAGGUGCAUUGACAUCCUGGAGCUGUCCGAACGUAUGGACUUGCUGAAGUUCCACUAUCAUACUCUGAAGCUGUAUGGCUCAGUCUGUGCUUUGGGAAACAACCGUGUGGCUCAUGCUUUGUGCAGCCAUGUGGAUGAAUCCCAGCUCUUCUACGCCAUAGAGAACACCUACCUACCUGGACCAAUGAGGAGCGGCUUCUAUGACCUGCUCAUCAGCAUGCACCUGGAGUCUGCCAAAAGGAACCGGCUGGGAACCAAUAAGGAAUUCAUAGUUCCAAUGACAGAUGAAACACGCAGUAUCACUCUGUACUCUGACAAAUCUCAUGCUUUGCCCGGGGUUGGCCUUACUACAUGUCUGCGUCCCAAACUCCAUUUCUCCUCUAUUGGGUUUGUGGGAACAGAUCAAGACAUCUACACAUUGAGUCCAGUCAUCCCCUUACAGGUGCUAAAGACCAAGGCCCUGAACAUGCUGAUUGAGGCUGUGCAAGAUGGAGGUCAAGCCAUGAGAGAUCCUGUGGGAGGCAGUGUUGAGUUUCAUUUUGUUCCAAUCCUCAAGCUCAUCAGUACCCUCCUCAUCAUGGGUGUGUUUGAUGAUGAAGAUGUCACACACAUCCUGAAGAUGAUUGAGCCCACAGUCUUCAGUGGGAAGAAAGCAGAGGAGCCUGCUGAGGAGAAUACCAAGUUGAAAGAAGAGAAGGAACAAAAAGCAGGAGCGGUGAAGGAAGAAGAGCAGGAAGCUGUGGGGGAAGAAGAAGAGGAAUAUGAGGAUGAUGGCUUGGGUGAAGAGGAGGAGGAAGAAAUGGAGGAAGAGGAAGAAUUAGAGAACACAGAGUCCAUUAUGCCUUAUGAAGAAACUGUGGAUGAGACAGAGCAAGUAAAUGGCGAGAAAGGAGCUGAGGAAACAGAGAAAGAGAAACCUGUAGAGACAGGUGGGGAGUGUAAAGAAGAACACCUAGAGCAAGGACUUUUCCAGAUGAAGCUUCCAGAGUCUGUCAAAUUGCAGAUGUGCACUCUACUGCAGUACUUCUGUGACUGCGAGCUACGUCACAGAGUGGAGGCCAUCACUGCCUUUUCAGACCAGUUUGUCAGCCAGAUACAGUCCAACCAGAGGCAGCGCUACAAUGAGCUAAUGCUGGCCUUCACCAUGAGUGCAGCCGAGACCGCCCGCAAGACCCGUGAAUUUCGCUCCCCACCACAGGAGCAGGUCAACAUGCUCAUGAACUUCAAGAACUGCACUGAGGAUGAAGAGUGUCCUGUUCCUGAUGAGGUCCGCGAGUCUAUGCUGACUUUUCACAAUGCUCUGCUGGCACACUGUGGUGUUCAUAUUGAAGAAGAAGAACAAGAGGAAGAAGUGGAUAAUUCUGUCCGUGGACGACUACUUCGUUUGUUGGAAAAGGUGAAACAUUUCCGCGAGAAGAAGGUAGAGGUGGAGCCUGAGCCACAGGAAGAUAAAAAACCAAGCACAUUGCAGGAGCUGAUUUCCCAUACAAUGAUCCAUUGGGCCCAGGAAUCAUUUAUCCAGAACCCUGAGCUAGUGCGUAUGAUGUUCAGCCUCCUCCACAGGCAGUAUGAUGGGCUGGGUGAGCUCAUGCGUGCCCUUCCCAAGGCCUACACCAUCAACGCUGUGUCAAUUAACGACACCAUGGACCUGCUGGAGUGCUUGGGCCAGAUCCGCUCACUGCUAAUUGUCCAGAUGGGUCCAGAAGAGGAGAGGCUUAUGAUUCAAAGCAUCGGGAACAUCAUGAGUAACAAAGUUUUCUAUCAGCACCCCAACUUGAUGCGCGCUCUGGGCAUGCAUGAAACUGUCAUGGAGGUCAUGGUUAAUGUACUGGGCGGUGGGGACUCAAAGGAGAUCAGAUUCCCUCGAGUGGUGACAAACUGUUGCCGUUUUCUCUGCUAUUUCUGUCGCAUCAGUCGUCAAAAUCAGCGUUCUAUGUUUGACCACCUCAGCUACCUUCUCCAGAACAGUGGCAUCGGCCUUGGAAUGCGGGGCUCCACCCCCUUGGACGUGGCUGCAGCCUCUUGUAUCGACAACAACGAGCUGGCAUUGGCUCUCCAAGAGCAGGACCUAGAAAUGGUGGUGAAGUAUUUAGCUGGAUGUGGACUUCAGAGCUGUCCAAUGCUACUGGCUAAAGGCUACCCUGACAUUGGCUGGAAUCCUUGUGGUGGAGAGAAAUACCUUGACUUUCUUCGUUUUGCCGUUUUUGUCAAUGGAGAGAGCGUAGAGGAGAAUGCCAAUGUGGUGGUACGUCUCCUCAUCCGCAGGCCUGAGUGCUUUGGUCCAGCCCUGAGAGGGGAGGGUGGUAAUGGUCUGCUGGCUGCUAUAGAGGAGGCCAUCAAAAUAUCAGAGGACCCUGCAAGGGAUGGCCCUAGUGUUAAGAAAGACAGACGUUUUCCCAUGUUUGGAGGAGAGGAGCAGCAUGAGGAGAACAGGGUACACCUGGGAAAUGCCAUCAUGUCCUUCUACUCUGCCCUUAUUGACUUGCUGGGACGCUGUGCUCCAGAGAUGCACUUGAUCCAGGCUGGUAAGGGUGAGGCUCUGAGGAUCAGGGCCAUCCUGAGAUCUCUGGUCCCUAUUGAGGAUCUGGUGGGAGUCAUCAGCCUUCCUGUUCAGAUUCCUUCUUUUGGAAAAGACAACAGCAUCAUAGAACCAAAGAUGUCAGCUAGUUUUGUGCCAGAUCACAAGGCUCCCAUGGUUCUGUUCCUGGACAGAGUGUAUGGUAUUGACAACCAGGAUUUCCUGCUCCAUGUGCUGGAGGUGGGCUUUCUGCCUGACAUGAGGGCGGCUGCCUCUCUGGACACGGUUGCUUUCAGUACCACAGAGAUGGCCCUCGCCUUGAACCGCUACCUGUGUUCUGCUGUGUUGCCACUCAUCACCAAGUGUGCCCCACUCUUUGCUGGCAGUGACCAUAGAGCCAUAAUGAUUGACUCCAUGUUGCACACAAUCUACCGGCUGUCUCGUGGACGAGCCUUCACAAAGGCCCAGAGAGACAUCAUUGAAGAGUGCCUCAUGGCUUUGUGCAAACAUCUACGUCCAUCCAUGCUUCAGCACCUGCUAAGACGGCUGGUGUUUGAUGUUCCCAUUCUCAAUGAGUAUGCCAAAAUGCCACUAAAGCUAUUGACCAAUCACUAUGAGCGGUGUUGGAAAUAUUAUUGCCUCCCUAAUGGUUGGGCCAAUUUUGGAGUCGCAUCAGAAGAGGAGCUGCAUCUGACCCGCAAACUGUUUUGGGGGAUCUUUGAAUCGCUAGCACACAAGAAGUUUGAUGCUGAGAUUUUCAAAAUUUCAAUGCCAUGCAUCUGUGCCAUCGCUGGAGCCAUUCCUCCCGACUAUGUAGAUGCCAGCUACUCCUCCAAAACAGAGAAAAAGGCAUCAGUAGAUGCAGAGGGAAACUUUGAUCCUAAACCGGUAGAGACCACAAACACUAUCAUCCCUGAGAGACUGGAUCCCUUUAUCAACAAAUAUGCUGAAUAUACACAUGAUAAAUGGGCCUUUGAAAAGAUCCAGAAUAACUGGUCGUAUGGUGAGGUGCUGGAUGAAAAUGCAAAAACUCAUCCCAUGCUCAGACCAUACAAAACCUUCUCAGAGAAGGACAAAGAGAUCUACCGUUGGCCAAUCAAAGAGUCAGUCAAAGCCAUGCUUGCAUGGGAGUGGAACAUGGAUAAAGCUAGAGAGGAAGAAGAGUCAGAGAAGAAGAAGGCAGCAUCACGAAAAAUCUCACAGACUGCUCAGGCAACCUAUGACCCAAGCCAUGGCUACAGUCCACAGCCCAUUGAUAUCUCACACAUGGCUCUUUCAAGAGACCUGCAGUCUAUGGCAGAGCAACUGGCGGAAAAUUACCAUAACACCUGGGGACGGAAGAAAAAGUUGGAGCUGCAGUCCAAAGGAGGUGGAACACAUCCUCUGCUGGUGCCCUAUGAUACUCUGACAGCAAAAGAAAAGGCACGAGAUAGAGAGAAGGCUCAUGAGCUGCUCAAGUUUCUGCAGCUUAAUGGAUAUGCUGUCACAAGGGGCAUGAAAGAUAUGGAGUCUGACAUCUCAUCCAUCGAGAAGAGAUUUGCUUAUGGUUUCCUGCAGAAGCUGUUGAAAUGGAUGGAAAUUGCCCAGGAGUUCAUCGCUCAUCUCGAGGCUGUGGUAAGCAGUGGACGAGUGGAAAAGUCUCCUCAUGAGCAGGAAAUCAAAUUCUUUGCCAAGAUCUUGAUGCCUCUAAUCAACCAGUAUUUCAAAAAUCACUGCCUCUACUUCUUGUCGACACCUGCAAAAGUUCUGGGUAGUGGUGGACAUUCUUCCAAUAAGGAGAAGGAGAUGAUUGCAAGUAUCUUCUGUAAAAUGUCCGCUCUGGUGAGACACAGAGUUUCUCUCUUUGGAACGGAUGCUUCAGCAAUUGUUAACUGUCUUCACAUUCUGGCACGGUCACUGGAUGCAAGGACAGUAAUGAAGUCGGGACCUGAGAUUGUGAAAGCAGGGCUGCGGUCUUUCUUUGAAAGUGCUGCUGAUGAUAUAGAGAAGAUGGUAGAGAACCUCAAACUGGGCAAAGUAUCCAAAGGCAAUCAGCAAGUGAAAGGCGUGUCCCAGAACAUUAACUACACAACCAUUGCUCUGCUCCCUGUGCUUACCUCCCUGUUUGAUCACAUCGCUCAGCACCAGUUUGGAGAUGAUGUCAUUUUGGAUGAUCUACAGAUGUCAUGCUAUCGCAUCAUGUGUAGCAUCUACUCCCUAGGGACUGUCAAGAAUCCACAUGUUGAGAGGCAGAGGCCAGCUCUUGGAGAAUGUUUGGCUCACCUUGCAGCAGCCAUGCCAGUGGCCUACUUAGAGCCCCAUCUAAAUGAAUUCAACGCUUUCUCUGUCUACACCACAAAGACACCCAGGGAGAGAGCCAUCUUGGGCCUUCCCAAUGAAGUCCAGGAAUUAUGUCCAGACAUUCCAGAGCUGGAUGCUCUGCUAAAGGAGAUUGGGGACUUGGCAGAGUCAGGGGCUCGUUAUACUGAGAUGCCUCAUGUGAUUGAAAUCACUUUGCCCAUGCUGUGUAACUACCUGCCUCGCUGGUGGGAGAGAGGACUUGAGAACUUCCCUGAGAUGGAGGGCCGGAUCUGCACUGAUGUCACAUCAGAACACCUCAAUCAGCUGCUGGGCAGCAUCAUGAAAAUUGUAGUCAACAACUUGGGUAUUGAUGAGGCCUCUUGGAUGAAGAGGUUGGCUGUGUUUUCACAGCCCAUUGUCAGCAGGGCAAAGCCAGAAAUGCUCAAGUCCCACUUCAUCCCAACAAUGGACAAGCUGAAGAAACGCACUUCGAAGGUGGUGGCUGAAGAGGACCAUUUGCGGAUGGAGGGCAAAUCAGAAGGAGAUGAGGAAGAUGGCACUAUACGUGAUGAGUUUGCUGUCCUCUGCAGAGACUUGUAUGCCCUCUACCCUCUACUUAUUCGCUAUGUGGACAACAACAGGGCAAGGUGGCUGACAUGCCCAGACCCAGAUGCAGAAGAGCUCUUCCGAAUGGUUGGAGAGGUCUUUAUUUUCUGGUCCAAAUCUCAUAACUUCAAGCGAGAGGAACAGAACUUUGUGGUGAUGAAUGAAAUCAAUAACAUGUCAUUCCUCACUGCUGACAGCAAAAGCAAAAUGAGCAAGGGCGGGGACUCAGAGGGUGGAGGCUCAGAUACCGAACGUACCAAGAAGAAGAGACGGGGAGAUCGUUACUCUGUGCAGACGUCACUUAUUGUGGCUGCCUUGAAAAAGAUGCUCCCCAUAGGCCUCAACAUGUGCUCCCCUGCCGAUCAGGAGCUUAUCAACUUGGCCAAGAUCCGAUACUCUUUGAGAGACACUGAUGAAGAAGUAAGAGAGUUUCUGCAAAACAACCUUCAUCUUCAGGGCAAGGUGGACAACCCAUCCAUGCGCUGGCAGAUGACCCUGUACAAAGAGAUGGCAGGGAAGGCAGAAGAUGCUGACGCUCCACUGAAAGUGGUCAAGAGAGUGCAGGAGGUUUCUGCUGUCCUCUACCACCUUGAAGUGACGGAGCACCCGUUUAAAUCCAAGAAGAUGGUGUGGCACAAACUGUUGUCCAAGCAGAGACGCAGGGCUGUGGUUGCUUGCUUUAGGAUGACACCACUAUACAACAUUCCAAGGCACAGAGCUUCAAACAUGUUCCUUGAGGGAUACAAACGCAACUGGCUUCACACUGAGGGUUACUCAUUUGAAGACAGGAUGAUAGACGACUUAUCUAAAGCAAUGGAGCAAGAGGAAGGAGAUGAAGAGGAGGAAAAAGAAACAAAGCCGGAUCCACUCCACCAGCUUAUUCUGCAUUUCAGUCGUACUGCUCUAACAGAAAAGAGUAAACUUGAUACAGAUCAUCUUUAUAUGGCAUAUGCCGACAUUAUGGCAAAGAGUUGUCAUAUUGGUGAGGAAGAAGAAGGGGGAGAGGAAAUGUUGGAAAAUGCUGAGGAUGAGAUGUCCUUUGAGGUGCGACAGUCAGAACUGGAAAAAGAAAUGGAGAAACAAAGGCUCCUGUACCAGCAGUCCAGACUUCAUAAUCGUGGUGCUGCAGAGAUGGUCCUGCAAAUGAUCAGUGCCUGCAAAGGUGAGACUGGCCCAAUGGUGACUACAACCCUCAAGCUGGGUAUAUCUAUCCUUAACGGCGGAAACAGUGAGGUUCAACGGAAAAUGUUGGAGUACUUGAAGGAUAAGAAGGAUGUAGGCUUCUUUUUGAGUGUCCAGGCAUUGAUGCAGACAUGCUGUGUCCUGGAUCUAAAUGCCUUUGAGAGGCAGAACAAGGCAGAGGGGCUGGGCAUGGUUUCAGAGGAGGGCACUAACUUGAACCUAGAUCGGGACGAGAAAGUGAUGUCUGAUGAUGAGUUCACCUGCGACCUCUUCCGUUUCUUGCAGCUGCUUUGUGAGGGUCACAAUAAUGAUUUUCAGAACUACUUGCGGACACAGACAGGCAGCACAACUACCAUCAACAUCAUCAUCUGUACCGUAGAUUACCUCCUCCGACUCCAGGAGUCUAUCAGUGAUUUCUACUGGUAUUACUCUGGCAAGGACGUCAUUGAUGACCCAGGCAAAAAGAAUUUCUCCAAAGCUAUGACAGUGGCAAAACAGAUUUUCAACAGUCUAACUGAAUAUAUUCAGGGCCCAUGCACAGGCAACCAGCAGUCCCUGGCCCACAGCAGGCUGUGGGAUGCUAUUGUCGGAUUUCUUCAUGUCUUUGCCCACAUGAUGAUGAAGCUGGCACAGGGUAAAGACUCAAGCCAGAUCGGUCUGCUGAAGGAGCUUCUUGACCUGCAGAAAGACAUGGUUGUUAUGUUGCUCUCGCUAUUAGAGGGAAACGUGGUAAAUGGUACAAUUGCCCGCCAGAUGGUAGACAUGUUGGUAGAGUCCUCCAGCAACGUGGAGAUGAUCCUGAAGUUCUUUGACAUGUUCCUCAAACUGAAAGACAUUGUGGCUUCGGAUGCUUUCCGUGAUUACGUCACAGACCCCCGAGGGCUGAUUUCCAAGAAGGACUUCCAGAAGGCCAUGGACAGUCAGAAACAGUAUUCCCCUUCUGAGAUCCAGUUUCUUUUGUCCUGCUCAGAAGCAGAUGAGAAUGACAUGAUCCACUAUGAGGAGUUUGCCAAUCGCUUCCAGGAACCUGCCAAGGACAUCGGGUUCAACAUCGCAGUGCUACUCACCAACCUGUCUGAGCACGUCCCCCAUGACACCAGGCUACAGAACUUCCUAGAACAAGCAGAGAGUGUACUGAACUACUUCCGCCCCUUCCUGGGCCGUAUUGAAAUAAUGGGCGCCAGCAGAAAGAUUGAGCGCAUCUACUUUGAAAUCAGUGAAGUAAACCGCAAACAGUGGGAGAUGCCCCAGGUCAGAGAGUCCAAACGACAGUUUAUCUUUGAUGUUGUCAAUGAGGGUGGUGAAUCAGAGAAGAUGGAAAUGUUUGUCAACUUCUGUGAGGACACCAUCUUUGAGAUGAAUAUAGCCUCACAAAUUUCAGAGCAGGAGGAAGAGGAAAAGGGGGAAGAAGAUGACGAAGGAGAUGAAGUUGGAGGUGAGGGAGGACCAGGAGGGGGGGCAAGUGGAGGAGGUGAUGAGGAUAGUAAUGGAGAGGAAGGGCAGCCUGAAUCAAGCUCUGCCUUUGCAGACUUCAUAAACAGCAUGUUAUGCUUCCUCAGCAUUUUCACCUUCCGUAAUCUUCGCAGACAGUAUCGCAGAGUGAGAAAGAUGAGCAUCAAGGAGAUUGUAGUGGCUUUGUCCACUUUUUUCUGGACCAUCCUAAUGAGUAUACUACACUUCAUUUACAAUGUGUGCAAAGGCUUCUUUAUGAUCAUCUGGCAAACACUGUUUGGAGGUGGCUUAGUGGAGGGAGCUAAAAAUAUCACUGUGACUGAGAUUCUAGCAAGCAUGCCAGACCCCACGCAGGAUGAUGUGCAUGGAGAUGGACCAGGGGAGCCAAGGACAGGGGAAGAACAAGACACUGGAGGUGUAAUGGACACUGGAGAGACUGGGAGUGGAGAGGAGGAAGAAGAGGAUACCCAGGAAAAAGAGGGUGGGAGGAUACCAGGUAUUGAUGCUCCAGGUGGACUUGGAGACAUGGGUGUAGAGUCACCUGUUGAACCUCCAACUCCUGAAGGAACUCCCAUAACAAAGAGGAAAAUGCCACCAGAAGAGACUGAUGCAAGCCAGAAACCACCUGAACCUGUUCCUGUAGAGGAACCUCCUCCAGAGCCUGAAAAGGCUGAUGUUGAAAUUGGAGAGAAAGCAGAGAAAGAAUCCCAGAGCAAGGAGGAAGAAAAGCCAGAAGAACCAAAGAAAUCUGCGAAAAAAAAAGAAAAGAAGCCAAAAAGGGAAGGAGGUUUUCAAAUCUGGACUGAGCUGGAAACCCAAAGAAAUAAAUUUAUGAACUACCUCUCCAGAAACUUCUACAACCUGCGUUUUCUGGCUCUGUUCCUCGCAUUUGCCCUGAACUUCAUUCUGCUGUUCUAUAAGGUGUCUGACACCCCGCCUGAGGGAGAGGACAUGGAAGGAUCUAGACUGUCGGAGGGAAGCGGGCUGUUCGAAGGCUCUGGGUUGUUUGAAGGCUCAGGGGAAGAGGCUGAGGGAUCUGGAAUGAAUGAAGGAGGAGAUGAGGACGAGGAAGACGUCCCAAUGUAUUUCUAUUUAGAGGAGAGCACUGGCUACAUGCAGCCCACAUUGGCCUUCCUUGCCGCCUUGCACACAGUCAUCUCAUUCAUCUGUAUCAUUGGCUACAACUGCCUCAAGAUUCCACUGGUGAUCUUUAAAAGGGAGAAAGAACUUGCAAGAAAGCUGGAGUUUGACGGCCUCUACAUCACUGAGCAGCCUGAGGAUGAUGACAUUAAGGGCCAGUGGGACCGACUCGUUCUGAAUACACCCUCCUUCCCAAACAACUAUUGGGAUAAAUUUGUCAAACGAAAGGUUCUGGAUAAGUACGGAGACAUUUAUGGCAGAGAAAGAAUCGCUGAACUCCUGGGUGUUGAUUUAGCCUCCCUGGAUGUGAGUCAACAACAUGAGAAGAAACAGGAGGGACCAGACAACUCUGUGUUUGCAUGGAUGACCCCCAUUGACAUCAAGUACCAGAUCUGGAAAUUUGGCGUUGUGUUCACAGACGGUACUUUCCUAUAUCUCUGUUGGUACACGAUAAUGUCUUUGCUCGGCCAUUACAACAACUUCUUCUUCGCCUGCCACUUGCUGGAUAUUGCCAUGGGUGUCAAGACUCUGCGCACUAUCCUGUCCUCAGUCACACACAAUGGCAAACAGCUCAUGAUGACAGUGGGCUUGUUGGCUGUGGUGGUGUACCUUUACACUGUAGUUGCCUUCAAUUUCUUCCGCAAGUUUUACAACAAGAGUGAGGAUGAAGAUGAACCAGAUAUGAAAUGUGACGACAUGAUGACUUGUUACCUGUUCCACAUGUACGUGGGUGUGCGUGCUGGUGGAGGCAUUGGAGAUGAGAUCGAGGAUCCUGCUGGAGAUGAAUACGAGCUUUAUCGAGUGGUCUUCGAUAUAACGUUCUUCUUCUUUGUCAUUGUCAUUCUGCUGGCCAUUAUUCAGGGUCUGAUCAUUGAUGCCUUUGGAGAACUCCGAGACCAACAAGAGCAGGUCAAGGAAGACAUGGAGACAAAAUGCUUCAUAUGUGGCAUUGGAAGUGACUACUUUGAUACAACACCACACGGGUUUGAGACCCACACUUUAGAUGAGCACAACCUGGCCAAUUACAUGUUCUUCUUAAUGUACCUUAUCAACAAAGAUGAGACAGAGCACACUGGGCAGGAGUCGUAUGUGUGGAAGAUGUACCAGGAGCGUUGCUGGGACUUCUUCCCUGCUGGAGACUGUUUUAGAAAGCAAUAUGAGGAUCAACUUUCUUAGCCAACAAGUACUUUACACAUACAGAGGGAAAAUGAAAACUAUUGAACUGCUACUUUUGUUCAUCAUUCCUGACAAAAUUUCACAACAAAUUGAUUUUGUCAUGAAAAAUGUUUUUCUUGAACUAUUAGCAACAUGAACAUUAAAAGAAACUUUGGUAACUUCCAAGCAAAGCAAUUUUCAUUGCAAAAACAUCAUCUUUAGCAGAUGGCAAGAAAUUGCAGUGUCCUUGAAGUGGCUGGCAAGAAACUGUCAGAAAAGAAAGAUACUUUUUAUAUGCAAAUGGUAUUCACGCCAAGUUUAGUCAUUUAUUUAAACAUAUGUCAAAUUGCUUAAAAAUGUUGCCUCAUUCACCAAUUUAGGGACAUUAUGGGUUUCCAUAAAUUAGUUUUCUUUUGUUGUCCAUUGAGAAGGAGAGGAUAAAACCACUGUUUAUGUGAGAAUGUAAUAAAAUGCCUAAGCAGUAACACAAGUUGCAUCAACAAGCACACGUAACAGAAUGUAGUUAGCUAGAAAGUUAGCUUUACACUUUGCCUUUCUGUUUUUAUAUGUAAUCAAUAGUUUUCUUCAAAUUCAUCAUAUAUUUCUUUUGUGAUUCUUAUGUCAGUUUCACUUUAGCAUAUUUAUGUCUCAGUGAGUGUUUUUCUCCUAUGUUUAGUUUUCUUCAGAUACUGUAGCAUAAAUAUAUAUUUGAAUUUAAAUUAUUUUAUUUAUUGUUUUUCAAGACAAU
Siniperca chuatsi (mandarin fish) is the source of this 16141-nucleotide messenger RNA. RefSeq names its product ryanodine receptor 1-like. NCBI's taxonomy places the organism in Eukaryota, Metazoa, Chordata, Actinopteri, Centrarchiformes, Sinipercidae. The record is from RefSeq and is a predicted model, not a curated record. The coding region runs from base 151 to 15414 and encodes 5087 amino acids. The transcript is spliced from 108 exons. Gene Ontology annotation, biological process: calcium ion transmembrane transport; intracellular calcium ion homeostasis. Gene Ontology annotation, cellular component: sarcoplasmic reticulum membrane; smooth endoplasmic reticulum; calcium channel complex. Gene Ontology annotation, molecular function: ryanodine-sensitive calcium-release channel activity; protein binding.